This is a messenger RNA of Colletotrichum godetiae, 1160 nucleotides long. RefSeq lists its product as uncharacterized. The record is from RefSeq and is a predicted model, not a curated record. The coding region runs from base 383 to 1078 and encodes 231 amino acids. Lineage: Eukaryota; Fungi; Ascomycota; Sordariomycetes; Glomerellales; Glomerellaceae. The transcript has a single exon.
GUUAACUCAGUAAGCUAUGGAUGAGACUGUAGAGAAGAAUUCCAGACCGUUGGCCAUGCAGCGUUGCCGUUGACUCGCAGCGAGCAUGAUUCUUUGGCACCGAAGAAGCGAGUCUAAGACAACUUUGGUGUCAUCUACACCGAAGAGGAGACCGAAGAGGCGAGACCACAAAUGUUUGCCUUUCCCAAAUUUCUAACUUCUUCUCGUUGAAGCUAGGAUCAUGAAGAUUCUAGCAGACCAGACGAAGAGGCUAGAUCUGGCUGCGGCGAUGCUUUCGUAAACCUGUCGUCUGAAUUUUCGACUCGUCAGAAUGAGAACCUGAACACGCAGAGUUAUCCCAACUGGCCUACACACGGCGUCGUGGUCGAGAAGGCUCAGUAUCAUGCAACGGCGGCAGAGCCAAGGCUUAACGGCACCGCGUCGGCUUACUCGACCCCUCACCUCCGUCUUUGCGCACCGUCUCCCGUCCUGCCCCGUCAACCCGUUCGAAUCUGGCUCCGUCUUGCUGGGGCCCCUCGCAACAUCGCAGCCCGUUCGAAGCGGGUCCAUGACAGAUGCAAAAGAGACAGCAGCGGUCUCCAUUCCCAUCCCUGCCCGCACCACCAUCAUCCCUCCACCCGGUUCAAGCUCUUCGACCAGGCCCAGAUGGCGGCGGCGGCGAUUCUUCUUUCGCUCUUGGCUUCCCCAUCACGCUAACCAGAACACCACACCAGGGACCAGGAACAAGGAGGGUGCGAGAGGGACUGCUAUGCACCUAAGCAGCCCACGAGCUGGUGCGCUAUCUGGGGGUCCAAUCGACGACCCUGGCCUCCAUUGGAUUGUUGCGUUGCCGGUGUGUACGUUGUGGUCCUGGCAAUGUCUGUCGAAAUUUUGCUUACCUACGUACUUACGAACCAGAGGAUACUGCUUUACACAUGAGCAUGUAGCUUCUGCCCUACUAACUAGUUUCCCCGAGUUCUGCUUGACGUACCGGCACCCUGUCCGGGACCUAGCUUUGUGUGGUGCGUCUCUUCUCGCAUGCGUCGCGCCAUAUAUAUUUCCUCUCAGCCCGGUUGCAAAGCAUCAUUGUGUAGCUUAGUUCGCAUUACACAUCUCCUUCCGGACACACCUUUCCAGACGACGCGUUGCCCAUCUACUUCCUCGUAUAUAUCAUCCCAUUC